GCGACGUUCCCUGAGAUCGACUAUGAGGAUGAAGUGGCGGAUGAUGGCUGCCGCCUCGCCAAACCGCAGGUACCUGCCGGCGCACGACGCACCGGGGGUGCUCUGGCCCUCCUGUUGCCAUGCGGAACAGUGUUCGGACUCCUUGGUCAGGUUCGUGCUCGCAGAGCUCUUCGUUUUGUUGUCUACGACACGUCCUGCAUGCUUGCUCGCUUCAUUCGUCGUCGUGCUCGCCGUCCUUCGACGUCCACAACGGCACAGCUCGCGGAGUGCCGCUACGUCCUCGAUCGCUUUCAUCGCGGGAAUCACACGGCUUGCGUGAACCCCGCACAUCGUCUGUACCUCCCGGAAGUCUGCAUUGACCAGUAUGCGGAGCUAGCCAACGUCAACACCUCCAACAACGAGCAGUUCAAUAACUGGCUCUCGAACUUCCAAGGCACGCUGCGCCACAUGCGCUUCGAGACCAUGGAGAUCUAUUUGCUGCUCAUCGGCUUCUUGUGGAACAUGAACGUUGUGCCACAUCGUCCUCAGACUGCCGGGGGCUGCUCUGCCCGAUCCCAGAGUUCCUCGCGCUCGGCGUCGCUGUUGAAGCGCAAGCCUGGAGGGACCGUCCUGGUGUGA
Molecule: messenger RNA, 618 nt
Organism: Symbiodinium sp. CCMP2456
Lineage: Eukaryota; Dinophyceae; Suessiales; Symbiodiniaceae
Source: the annotation of a GenBank genome assembly